AUGGCUGAUCGACAAGAAUAUAGAGAAUUUUGGCAGUUUAUGAAAUUGCUUAACCAGCAUGUAAUAGUCCAUACAAUUCAAGAGCUUCAACAGCUUGCCUGCAAUCAGCCAGCCCGCCGUGACCAACGCGACUAUGGUGCAAUUGAAAAAAUGCGUUGUUUUGACAAAAAACUUCAAGACGGAGUUUGGACAACUGAGAGAUUCCUAUUAACAGUAUCAUAUCUCUUUCAAAACUUCAAAGUAGUUGCUUUGGAUGAAAAAUCAAUGAACGAGGUUGGUGAGAGUCUUCCUUUGCCAACUUCCACUUCAACAGAGUCACCGAAAUGCAUAUAUCCAAAGACAGUUAUUAGUAAAGGCGAUAAGUCGAACUUUCGAAGAAAAACAAAACCAUUUGUAAUUGAAGAUAAUGAGCUGUAUCAUCUGGGUAAAUCUGGCGUUAAGAGAAAAGUUAUUUGGUGCAAAGAAGAGCAACACCAUAUAAUUAAGUCUGUUCAUGAUGGUAAUGAUAUUUCUAAUGAGGCUAACGCAUUAUCUGGCCACAUAGGCAUCAAUUCAACAACAGAGCAUAUUAAAAAGAUAUUUUUUUGGUUUGGUAUGGUAAAAGACAUUACAGCCUAUGUUUCAGAAUGUGAAACAUUAUCCAACAUAUCGAUUCCAAAAGGUAACAUGAAACAUGUUGGGAUUGAUUUGACUCAACUCCCAGAAGUAAAUGGAUAUAAAUAUCUGAUAGUACUAGUUGAUUAUUUCAGCAAAUGGGUAGAAGCUGAACCUCUUUUUGAUAAAACAGCAAAAUCUGUUGCAAUAUUCUUGUAUAAACAAAUAUGUAGACACGGGUGUUUUGAAAUACAGAUUAACGAUCAAGGCCGUGAAUUUGUAAAUGAGCUUUCAAAUGAACUUCACAGAAAAACUGGGACUCGCCAACGCAUGACGAGUGCAUACCAUCCACAAGCAAACGGUUUAGUAGAACGUCAAAAUCAGUCAAUAAAACGAACAUUGGUAAAGGUGCUAGAAGAUGCUGCUCUUGAAUGGCCAUUUAUUAUUGACGGUGUUUUAUUUUCAAUGCGAAUUAGAAAACACAAAUCAACUGGAUUUUCACCCUUUGAAUUACUUUAUCAAAGAGAACCUUUUCUGCCGAUUGAUAUAGAUCAGAACCUAAUUGACUAUAAUGAUAAUGCUACUUUGAUUGAAGACGAUUCCCAAAACAAAAAAGCAAUUUUGGAAACAUUCAAUAAAAUGAAUGAAAUGAAGAAGUGUAUUUUCGAUGAAGCUUACGAAAACAUCCAAAAGUCACAAGUAAGGCAAAAACACAACUAUGACAAAAGAGUUAACCCAAAGAAUAGUAUUGCUAUAGGAACAAAAGUUUUAUUGCGAAAUCAUAAACGUGAUGACAGAAAAGGUGGAAUGCUUCUUAAGCCAUGGAUAGGACCAUACACGUACAAUCUAACAAGUUUGUCCUUGUACAAAGAAAAAACACUUUGUAAUGGAAGCAUUCAAAUAGAAGAAGUUAACAAAUUAUCAAAUGAUAAUGAUAUCAAAAUUGAACCAGUUAUCAAAGACGUUGAAUCAAGCAAGUCAUAUAUAAAUACUCAACAUGAAAGCUGUGUAAAUGUUUUAGACAAAGAAAUAGCAAAGUGUGCAACUUUUGAAAUGAGAAAAUUAAUUGCAGAAAAAGCAGUUUCUUUUAUCAUAACAGGAAGUGAGGAUGAGCAUAAGCAAAUUAGAGACAAGGUUGUUAACCAUAUGUGUAAUCAAAUACAUGAUGAAAUGACUGGAUAUUUGAGUAUGCCAAUUCAAACGCAUAUUUGUAAAACUAGGAUGCUUGAAGAUGCGACAUGGGCGACUGAUGCGGAGAAAAUUGGAUGUGCUUCAUUUAUGGAAGUAGAUAUUCAAGUAUACAGCAAAUAUGGAGAGAAAACAAAAUGGAUGAUCUACCCAUGCAGUUUACGGCUUAAUAAGUUAAGUGACUAUUCUAUAUUUUUAGACAAUUCAACUGGGUUCCACUUUGAUGUUGUGAAUAAUAGUUAA
Messenger RNA from Hydra vulgaris (swiftwater hydra), 2025 nucleotides. The record is from RefSeq and is a predicted model, not a curated record. NCBI's taxonomy places the organism in Eukaryota, Metazoa, Cnidaria, Hydrozoa, Anthoathecata, Hydridae.